AUUGGAACGAAACCAAAGAGGUUAUGUGAAGUCCAGAGAGUAGCCGAGAGUCUGACGACGUUGAUUGGCUGGGAAUCUGGGAAUCCGGGAGGCAGAUAGAGUAGGGUAGGUGUUGAUAUAUUCAGACCAGACUCCCACGGUGUUGCCACUUUUACUUCGGCACGGCUAGUGACGACAUGCAGCCGUACGGCGCUUGCGUGUUACCUUGGUAGCGGAGCGUGGCAGAACCAAUCAGAGCCAACAUGCGCAGACAAAAUCAAAAUUCGUUCAUCCAAUGGUAUUGUUUAAGAAAGAGAAGCCCAAAUGGCUGAGAAAGGAGCAUAUUUAACUGGAACUGCAUUUACAAAGCCUUCCAUUUUUGAAAUUAUAGCACAAGAAUCAUUUGCAUCUACUGUUGAACCAGCUUUUAAGAAGAUUCUAUCGUUUAUUGUAUCAUUUAACCAUGGCAGGUACGAACAUGUUCUUAAAUGGGCCGAUGAAUGUUACUUGAUUUUUAAUGUAAUUCUUCAAAGAUAUUAUUUAAAAAAACAUUCUGCUUCCUUUUCUGAAGCGUUCUAUAGUUUAAAACGUAUAGCCAUAGAAAAUUCUUCAAAUCAGCGUGAAUUAUCAAAACAGCAGAAGGGGAUAUCUUUAAUAUUAUUAGUUCUAUUUCCUUACUUAAAAAAUAAGUUUUUUCAAUUAAGUCAAAGGUAUAAACUUGAGAAAAUAGAUGGUUAUUUACCACAGACGAAAUGGGAAAAGCUAUAUCGUAUAUUUAUUGUCAAAGGAUAUACAGUAACUUUCAUGUUAUACGAAUUCAUGGUACUAUAUAAUUAUGUACUUUACAUCUCUGGGAAAUCAGUGUUUACUUCACCACUUUUAAGACUGUUAUCUAUUUCUUUGACAUAUACCGAACCAAAGAUGGUAAUCAGUGUUUCUGAUUUGUUAAGAAAAAUAAAAAAUAAUUCCUUUGGUAUCAGCGAUGGUUUAGAUAUAUUUCAAAGAGUGGUGACUACGUCCCUCGAAUUUGGAGCAUUUUUCCUUCAAUUUUUAUCCUGGUGGAAUCAAGAACAUUACUUUACAAAUUUAAUGUCACUACCCGUUCCACCACCUCCAGUGAUUCCAGAAAUUGCAAAGAAAUAUAAAGGCAUGUGUCCGAUCUGUUGUAAGACGCCCAGGGUACACACGGUACUUUCAGUAUCUGGGUAUGCAUUUUGUUACCAAUGUAUUCUUUCUGUGAUACGCAAAAGUGGCAAAUGUCCAGUAACAAACUACCCUGCUAAGGAAGACGAUUUAAUACGUUUGUAUUUAGAUUAAAUAGCAAUGGAUAUUACAUGUAAAUAAAGAAUAUUAUUGUUUUCAAA
Molecule: messenger RNA, 1343 nt
Organism: Osmia lignaria (orchard mason bee)
Lineage: Eukaryota; Metazoa; Arthropoda; Insecta; Hymenoptera; Megachilidae
Gene: Pex12
Product: peroxisomal biogenesis factor 12
Biological process (GO): protein import into peroxisome matrix; protein monoubiquitination
Cellular component (GO): peroxisomal importomer complex; peroxisomal membrane
Molecular function (GO): protein binding; ubiquitin-protein transferase activity; zinc ion binding
Source: RefSeq, a predicted model, not a curated record